AACUUAAAAACAAUAAUUGCAGUUUCUUUGCUUAUUAUCAAAACUGAAUGUAAAGUUUUAUUUUAUUUCUUUGCUUACAACGUACCAAAAAAACAUGAGUGAAGAAAUACAACCUUCCAUGGACUAUAACUUAGACGCUGAUUCAGAAUUACGGUUUGAAGUAGAGGAUAAAAAUGCGAAGGUUUAUGUUACGUUAAUUUCAGGUUUUGCUGAAAUGUUUGGCACUGAGCUGGUAAAAAAAAAGAAAUACGAAUUUGUGAUGGGCGCUAAGGUGGCAAUCUUUACAUAUCACGGUUGUGUUUUACAUUUAGCUGGAAAAACUGAAGUCAGUUAUAUAUCCAAAGAAACUCCCAUGAUACAGUAUCUUAACUGCCACGCUGCUUUGGAACAAAUGCGCGUGGUUGCUGAGGAGAAAGAUGAGCGAGGGCCAGUCGUAAUGGUAGUUGGACCUAUGGAUGUUGGUAAGAGUACAUUAUGUCGCAUACUUUUAAAUUAUGCGGUGCGUCUGGGGAGAAGGCCUUUGUACGCUGAUACCGAUGUAGGACAAGGUUCAUUAUCCAUACCAGGCACCAUCGGCACAAUAUUGGUUGAACGACCGGCUAGUAUAGAAGAAGGUGUUUCACAAACCGCUCCUUUAAUUUAUCAUUUCGGACACAAAACCCCAAGUGGCAAUAGUGUUUUAUACAAAGCUGUAAUCAGCAAAAUGGCUGAGGUUACUCUAGAAUCUAUGAAUGAAAACAAGAGAACAAAACAUUCAGGUAUCAUCAUAAAUACCUGUGGGUGGGUAAAAGGCGAUGGUUACGCUAAUUUGGUCCAUACAGCACAAGCUUUUGAGGUGAAUGCAAUUUUUGUGUUGGAUCAGGAGCGUUUGUACAAUGAAUUAUUAAGAGAUAUACCUUCAUUCGUAAGAGUCGUUCUUUUGCCCAAAAGUGGUGGCGUUGUCGAACGUAGCAAAGAUUUAAGAGUCGAAAAUAGAGACUUACGGAUAAAAGAGUACUUUUACGGUCAUAAAACGCCACUGUACCCUUUUUCAUUUGAAGUCAAGUUUGUGGAUUUAAAACUUUAUAAAAUUGGAGCACCGCCACUUCCCGACUCAUGUAUGCCGUUAGGAAUGAAGGCUGAAGACAACAAAACUAAAUUGGUGGCAGUCACACCAAAUCUUGGUCUCACCCAUCAUAUACUAGCUGUAAGCUUCGCUGAAUUUACGGAAGAAGACGUCAUAGGAACAAACGUGCUUGGUUUUGUGUGCGUUACUCAUGUGGACAUGGAGCGGCAGUCUGUCAUGAUUUUAUCGCCUCAACCUCGCCCCCUGCCCAAUACGUUGUUGUUGUAUUCAGAGCUACAAUUUAUGGAUAGUCAUGCUUGACUUUAAUAAAGGUGGGAUGACUUACGGAUCAAACAACUGUAUAGGAAAAGUUUUCAGCAAAGAGUAAAUAAAAAACUCUUGAAAAAAUUAUUAGUUCGCUAAUUUUUAGAAAGAUUGUAUUGGAAUCAGCAUUCAACCUAUCAACUACCUUGACGGAAAAUGAAUCCAAUGAAUCGUUGGAAGCAAGUUAUGCAAGACUUUUUUUGUACUUAUGUUUACUUUCUGUGAAGAAAAUUUUUGUGUUAACUAACAAUUGUUUUUGUAUCAUUUCAUAUUUCAUCAAUUUAUUUUUUAUAAUUUAAAAAUUCCUCCUUUCGUAAUGAUUAUCUCAGGUUAAAGAAAAUGUUCUCGAAGGCUAAAAAUUUUAGUGAAUUUGCGAAAGUAGACGAUUGUU
Messenger RNA from Glossina fuscipes, 1760 nucleotides. RefSeq names its product protein CLP1 homolog. Gene Ontology annotation, molecular function: polynucleotide 5'-hydroxyl-kinase activity. The record is from RefSeq and is a predicted model, not a curated record. NCBI's taxonomy places the organism in Eukaryota, Metazoa, Arthropoda, Insecta, Diptera, Glossinidae. Bases 95 to 1366 code for a protein of 423 amino acids. Gene Ontology annotation, biological process: tRNA splicing, via endonucleolytic cleavage and ligation. Gene Ontology annotation, cellular component: nucleus; mRNA cleavage factor complex. The transcript has 5 exons.